Phialemonium atrogriseum is the source of this 3156-nucleotide messenger RNA. RefSeq names its product specific transcription factor domain-containing protein. Gene Ontology annotation, biological process: DNA-templated transcription. The record is from RefSeq and is a predicted model, not a curated record. The coding region runs from base 1 to 3156 and encodes 1051 amino acids. Gene Ontology annotation, molecular function: zinc ion binding; DNA binding; acetylpyruvate hydrolase activity. NCBI's taxonomy places the organism in Eukaryota, Fungi, Ascomycota, Sordariomycetes, Cephalothecales, Cephalothecaceae. The transcript has 8 exons.
AUGUCGCCAAACUGGACACAUCUCGUGCGUUUCUUGGCCGAGGAAGAUGGUCAGAUCCAUCUGGGGCAGGUGGACGCAAAGAAAUGGCCAGAUGUUGGCCUUGCACUCCACGAGGGCAGCAAGAUUACAGCCAAGCUGGUCGAGGGCAGCGUCUUCGAUGGUGUGGUGACGGACAAGACUAUGACCAUUACGCAGCUUCUUGCCCCCUUGCGGAUAGAUGAGGUGCCAAUCAUCCGCUGCCUGGGACUCAACUACCGCGAUCACGCAAAGGAAGCCAACAUGCCCAUUCCCGAUGUCCCCGUUCUCUUUAUAAAGCCUCGAACGGCCCUGAAUGGCCCAGCCCCGGCGAAGAUCAACAUCCCCAAAUUUGCUCAGGACGGGUCUAGCGACUACGAGGCAGAGCUAUCGUUCGUCAUCUCCAAGACUGGGCGAGACAUCCCCAAAGAGAAGGCGUUGGAGUACGUGCUGGGAUAUACGUGCAGCAACGACGUCAGCGCGCGCACGCAGCAGUUCAAGAACAGCCAGUGGUGCUUCUCAAAAGGACUCGACGGCUCUUGUCCGAUCGGCCCAGUUCUGGUUGCGCCAUCGGCUCUCAAAGACCCCCACAAGCUUCGGAUCAGGGCCAUUCUGAAUGGCAAGACGGUGCAAGACUCCAAUACUAGCGAGAUGAUCUUCGACAUCGCGGAAACCAUCUCGUUCCUCUCGCAAGGUACGACGCUGGAGCGCGGAACCAUCAUCAUGACGGGCACUGGGCCGGGGAUUGGGGCGAUGCGCAAUCCAAAGAUCGCGCUGCAGGCGCAAGACGACAUGAGGGUGGAAAUCGAGCAGAUCGGCACACUGAUCAACACUGUCUACUUUGACGAUCGCGAGUUCCCUCGAUGUCGCGUCUGCGAGCAAACGGCCCAACGGCAGAAGAAGUGUUACCGAAGGCAUCAAUUGCCAAAGACGGACCAGCAAGACAACCGCUCUAGCUUCCUGGACGAUGGUGGUGCAGGACACUACUCAGAUGGGGCCGGAAGCGACGGCGAAGACAUAUCAUCCCUUUCAUGUCGAAAAAGACAAGACAGGAGCGAAUGGAGCCAGGAUCGCCGGAAUUCUCGACUCAACAUUAGCGAUCUCUCCUUUAUUCUCCACCCGGCUCAUGAAGCCUCGUCACCGGAUAAGGAGCCGCCUUCAGGGUUGAGAAGGGAUGGCGGUCCGGUUCGGGAAAACCAAUCUCUCAUCCAGCAGGCCUGCUACACGAUCGGCCUAUCUCAUACCACCUUAGAACAUAUGGUCCGUAUCUACUUCAAGAACAUGGUUGCCAUUAGCCUGUUCCACGAACCGUCUUUUCCUCAGAAGCUGCGCAGCAUAGACUCCCCAGUGCAGAUCUCCGCACUGCUGGCAGCUCUCGUUGGAUUCGCUGCCCGAUUCUAUCCUUCGGAAACGGACCUCGUGGCGGCGGAGGGGGACCAUGUCGCCGACCCAGAGCAUUUUCAGGCAAUGGCUUUGAAGCUUAUCGACGAGGCACUCGCAUGCUGUGGCGACGAGGCACCACCCAUGUGCGUCGUCCAGGCACUCAUUGUGGCAACACACUGUCAGCUCACCCGAGGAGUGCACGGGAGGGCGUGGAGGUCGCUCGGCAUGUGCGUGCGCUUAGCAUACGAGCUAAAUCUGCACUUGGUGGACGCCCGAGGGGCGGUUCAGGCCACUACUCGGGAAGAUUCGCGCAAGUGGCGCGACGAGGAGGAGAAGCGGCGAGCGUGGUGGGCUAUCUGGGAGAUGGAUGUCUUCGCCAGCACCGUCCGGCGCACCCCAACCGCUGUGGACUGGGCCCAGAUGGAGAUCCUGCUGCCCGCGGACGACGCCGACUGGUUCCACGACCGCCCGGCACGGAGCUCAUUCAUGGAGCGGGACCCGGUCAGGCGGUGGAAGGUCCUCCAGGACUCGGGGAACGGGUCGCCUUGGGCUUGGUUUCUGGUCAUCAACUCGCUGAUGAAAGACGCGCAGGUCAUUUCGAGCCCCCGUGGCGUGCCGUCCCAGUCGGACCAAAAGUCUCGGCAGCAGUACAAUCGCCGCAAGGGCAAUUCUUCCCAUCUCAUCGGUCCAGUCGAAGAAGCGCGUCAGAAGCUGGAGAUUCUCGCCAACGCAGUGCAGUGCUUUGUGCUUGCGCUGCCUGCGCACCUUGAGUAUCGCAACCAAUACCUGAGCUUCGACGGCGCUGUAGCCGCCCCCGGCCGGAUAGAAUCGCUGCAACAUCUCCAUAGCGGCAUCCACAACAUCUUCAUGAUGACCCAGCUCGCCAGGCUCAUGAUCUACCGGUACCAUCUAUUUGGCGCCCAUGCCCACUCCCCUCAGUCCGGCGGCCUGACAGGACUGUCCAACAGCCCAGACGAUGCUGUGGGACAAAGUUUGCCUGGAUUUAACGACCUAGGCAACUCGUCAGUGCGACAAUACUUUGAAGCUGCAGACAACAUCCUGAUGAUUGUCAGUCGCAGCUGCGAGGACCACAUCCGGUACAUCAAUCCUUUCCUACCGAGCACUAUCUGGCUGGCAGCCGCUGUGCAGCUGGUCCGGAAAUACGUCAAACCUCCAGCCAGCGAUCCCGGCCUCACCCAGUCACGAUUUGACGUCCUGUAUUUGACCUACAAGCGAUGCGCAAACUUGGAGAUGCUGGAGAUGCAACUCCAAGCUCACUAUCACCAGCACCCUGAGCAAGGCGAACACGUUCACCCGCCGCCCGAGACCAUUGGGGUUCCCCCAGGCCAAAAUGCUAGGACGUACCCGGGCCGGAAUCUCCCCAGAUCCACCUCCAACGGCCGAACAGGUGGACUGCUUGACUCAACCACCCAAUGGGCACAGACAAGCAGAAACCAGUAUCCCGAGACGCAGUAUCAGUCAUUGAAUCUGUCACACAGCGAGCUAGGGACGGCGGCUGCAGCCAACAACGCGGCCCUUGAUUUUAUGCGGUUGCCAGCACGCGCAGAAAGGAACUACGUACUUGAAUCAGAUUCCAUCUCCACAACACUCUCACCCACAAUGAUCUCGCCACUUGACGACUCUUCUGCUUCUCUCGCAGCACAUAUAGGGGAUAUUCAGCCACACCAUAUAGAUUGGCACAAUAUGGACCUCCCGGUUGACAUCCAAGCCCUGUUAUCUGGAAUGUCAACUUACUAG